Onychomys torridus (southern grasshopper mouse) is the source of this 1185-nucleotide messenger RNA. RefSeq names its product stanniocalcin 1 (gene Stc1). Gene Ontology annotation, molecular function: hormone activity. The transcript is spliced from 4 exons. The coding region runs from base 238 to 981 and encodes 247 amino acids. Gene Ontology annotation, cellular component: extracellular region. Gene Ontology annotation, biological process: intracellular calcium ion homeostasis. Lineage: Eukaryota; Metazoa; Chordata; Mammalia; Rodentia; Cricetidae. The record is from RefSeq and is a predicted model, not a curated record.
AGUUUGCAAAAGCCAGAGGUGUAAGAAGAAGAAGAAGCAAUAGCAGCAGCAGCAGCAGCCAGUCAGCCAGCCAGCCAGCCAGCCAGCCACACACACACACACAAAAAUUCUUCCUCAAAUCCUCACCUAAGCUUUCAGUAUAUCCAGAUCCACAUCUUAACUCAAGCCGGGAGAGGGAAAGAGGAAAGGGGGGGAGGAAAAAAAAAAGCCAACAACUUAGCGGAAACUUCUCAGAGAAUGCUCCAAAACUCAGCAGUGAUUCUGGUGCUGGUCAUCAGUGCUGCUGCCACGCACGAGGCGGAACAGAAUGACUCUGUGAGCCCCAGAAAAUCCCGGGUGGCGGCUCAAAAUUCAGCUGAAGUGGUUCGCUGCCUCAACAGCGCCCUGCAGGUUGGAUGUGGGGCUUUUGCAUGCCUGGAAAACUCCACAUGUGACACAGAUGGGAUGUACGACAUUUGUAAAUCCUUCUUGUACAGUGCUGCUAAAUUUGACACUCAGGGAAAAGCAUUUGUCAAAGAGAGCUUAAAAUGCAUCGCCAAUGGGAUCACCUCCAAGGUUUUCCUUGCCAUUCGGAGGUGUUCCACCUUCCAGAGGAUGAUCUCAGAGGUGCAGGAGGAGUGUUACAGCAAGCUGAAUGUCUGCAGCAUUGCCAAGCGCAACCCGGAAGCCAUCACUGAAGUCAUACAGCUGCCCAAUCACUUCUCCAACAGAUACUACAACAGACUUGUCCGAAGCCUUCUGGAAUGUGAUGAAGACACAGUCCGCACAAUCAGAGACAGCCUAAUGGAGAAAAUUGGGCCCAACAUGGCCAGCCUCUUCCACAUCCUGCAGACAGACCACUGUGCCCAGACACACCCCAGAGCUGACUUCAACAGGAGGCGCACAAAUGAGCCACAGAAGCUGAAAGUCCUCCUCAGGAACCUCCGAGGUGAGGGGGACUCUCCCUCCCACAUCAAACGUACCUCCCAUGAGAGUGCGUAACCAGGGAGAGGUAUUCACAGCCUCAACAAACUAAUAGCAUUUUAGGGGUGUUGGCACACCAACUUUGAGUGUACUGUGCCUGGUUUGAUUUUUUUUUUUAAGUAAGCCCUAUUUUCUAUCCCCCCUUAAAGAAAAUUGCAUGAAACUAGGCUUCCGUAAUCAAUAUCCCAACAUUCUGCAAUGAAAGCAUUCUUACCAACAGAA